CUCUGCGUUUCGGAACUGGAUUUUUCUUGAUUUUGAGCGUAAUAUAGGCUAUUAUAAACCAAACCAUGGCUAGUAACGUAGUUCAAGGCAAGUCAAAAGUCGGAAUUAUUGGCAGCGGAUUGAUUGGUCGCAGUUGGAGCAUGUUGUUUGCAGGCGCUGGCUACAAUGUGGUGCUUUUUGACGUAGUGCAAUCGCAGCUGGAUAACGCAUUAGUUGAUAUCAAAAACCAACUGAUGAAACUUGAAGAGCAGUCUUUGCUUCGUGGAAAGCUAACAGCAAACGAGCAGUUCAGCCUAAUCAAGGUUACAAACGACUUGCCAGAAGCUGUGAAAGACGCUGUUCACGUUCAAGAAUGUGUGCCUGAAAACGUCGAUCUAAAGAAAAAGGUUUUCUCUCAAAUGGAUGCAGCGUGUACAACGGACUCCACUGUGCUCUGCAGUUCAACUUCAUGUAUUCUUCCAUCCAACAUAUUCACUGACUUACCACGUGUGUCUCAAUGCAUUAUUGCCCACCCAUGCAACCCACCUUACCACUGCCCUGUGACUGAGCUGGUCCCACAUCACGAAACAAACCCAGCUGUUUUGGGAAAAACGAAACUUAUAAUGGAAGAAAUCGGACAAUGCCCAGUGACCUUAAAACGAGAAGUGGAUGGUUUCGGACUCAACAGGAUGCAGUACGCGAUCAUCAAUGAAGCAUGGAGGUUAGUGACAGAUGGGAUAAUGUCCCCAGAAGAUGUGGAUAAAAUCUUCACCCAUGGGUUAGGGAUGCGUUACGCAUUCAUUGGGCCGUUUGAAACGAUUCAUUUAAAUGCUGAAGGCACGGAGAGCUACAUGGAAAGAUACAGAUCUUCGAUCAUCAGGGUAUCCAAUAGCUUUGGUCCUGUACCCACAUAUGAUGGAGAAGGUCUUGCAUCUAUUGCAGAAACAAUGAACAAGAGAAUUCCUCCAAAUUCAACUGAGUUGGGCAAACGUCGAGAAUGGAGAGACAAACAACUUAUAGCGUUGUCUAAACUGAAGAAGGAUUAAAGAUUUGUGAAAAAAAAUUGACUGUUACAUUAAAUCACCUACCUGAUUAAUUGUGGUGCAAUAAAUUAUGACAUUAUGUAUUUUCAUUUGCUAUACCCCUUUAUAACAAUUCAAGAUAAAAUAUUAAAAUAGUUCAUGCUAAUUGAUAAAGCAUCUAUAUAUGUAUAUUAAAUUAUAGAUACUAUGCACCUAACUUUUGCUUUGAUAAUCGAAUUUUUUAACUUGCAGUGUACUACGAUAUAUAGUUCGUACUAGCUAAAUUAGGGGUUUGAACACAAUUGUUAUUAAUCUAAGUUUGAAAAACAAUUAUAGGUAAAACAUUUGUGGUUGAUAAUUGCAUAAAGAAGUAGACUACUACAUAAAAUCACCAUUUAUACUUGUAUACAAUUUUUUUUUGUGCUGUAGCUGAUUCCAUUGAAAAGUUCCCAUUGUAAUUUCAUUUCAUCAG
Ciona intestinalis (vase tunicate) is the source of this 1473-nucleotide messenger RNA. RefSeq names its product lambda-crystallin-like. The record is from RefSeq and is a predicted model, not a curated record. Gene Ontology annotation, molecular function: L-gulonate 3-dehydrogenase activity; NAD+ binding. Lineage: Eukaryota; Metazoa; Chordata; Ascidiacea; Phlebobranchia; Cionidae. Gene Ontology annotation, biological process: fatty acid metabolic process.